This is a messenger RNA of Eriocheir sinensis (Chinese mitten crab), 2248 nucleotides long. Its product is annotated as ankyrin repeat domain-containing protein 50-like. Gene Ontology annotation, cellular component: cytoplasm; nucleus. The coding region runs from base 114 to 2090 and encodes 658 amino acids. The transcript has 7 exons. The record is from RefSeq and is a predicted model, not a curated record. NCBI's taxonomy places the organism in Eukaryota, Metazoa, Arthropoda, Malacostraca, Decapoda, Varunidae. Gene Ontology annotation, molecular function: protein binding; cysteine-type endopeptidase activity. Gene Ontology annotation, biological process: proteolysis.
UCACCGCUGGAGUGUUAUCAGUUUGUUAAAAGUUGUAUCUCGAGGAACACCAUCAGCCAGUCAGUCAGUGAAGCUGCUUACCGUAGAGACCUGACCUGCACACGCGUCUCAAGAUGUCUCGUGAUAAUCCUAACGAGACACUGCUGUGGGCUUUGAUAGAUAUGACUGAAGAAAGUGUGGCGAACGCUCUAAGGGCUGGUGCCAAUGCCAACCGAUCGAGCCCCACAGGUUCCAGUCCUCUGCACGCGGCGGCCCUCAGGGGCUCAGCGUCGAUCAUCACCACCCUCGUGGAGCACAGGGCCGAGGUGGACCAGGCCGACUCAGAGGGGUACACGCCUCUCAUGGUGGCCGCCCUCAACGGCAGGGUGGACGCCGUCAGAGCCCUCCUGGGAAGUGGCGCCGACCCAAGGCUGAUGCGUCUGGACACCGGCGAGACGGCCCUGCACAUGGCCAUGAACGGUGGGAGUCCCGGGGUGGUCAGGGCGUUGCUGGAGGCAGGGGCGGACGUCAACGCCCAGACCACAGAGGAAAAGUUCACGCCACUGCACUUCGCCGCGCAGUUGGACGCUAAAAUUUUGGCAAUUGUUUUGCUGAAUGACAUUUUGUGUGAAGCAGAGGCCAAAGACAGCAAGGGACGCACCGCAACCGAGAUGGCCAGAGAGGAGGGACACCACCGUCUGGCUGAACACCUCGACCUGUACACAACGGCCAAAAGUGUUCCUGACAAGCAACUUGUGUCAGCCAUCAUGAAGCGGCAGGAAGAGGCUACAAGGCAAGCUUUAAUGGCUGGUGCCGACGCCAACCUAUCGAGCCCCACGGGUUCCCGUCCUCUGCACGCGGCGGCCCUCAGGGGCUCAGCGUCGAUCAUCACCACCCUCGUGGAGCACAGGGCCAAGGUGGAUCAAGUCGACUCAGAGGGGUACACGCCUCUCAUGGUGGCCGCCCUCAGUGGCAGGGUGGACGCCGUCAGAGCCCUCCUGGCAAGUGGCGCCGACCCGAGGCUGACGCGUCUGGACACCGGCGAGACGGCCCUGCACAUGGCCAUGAACGGCGGGAGUCCCGGGGUGGUCAGGGCGUUGCUGGAGGCAGGGGCGGACGUCAACGCCCAGACCACAGAGGAAAAGUUCACGCCGCUAGACUUCGCUCACCAGUUCGACGCUAAGGAUUUGGCAAAAAUACUAGAGGACAACCCGCAUUGUAAUCCUGACAGAAGGCAGCCCGCUGCCGCCAAGCUGACUCAGGAGCGUGGCCACGAGACCGGGAUGGCACCAGACACAGCUGACGGAGGUUUUGCUAAGGUGCCUGUGACCUUCCCGGAGAAGCCCGUGCCGCCCAGCGAGAGUGUGUACAAGGUCUUGUCUAAACCGAGAGGUCGAGUCCUCCUUCUUAACUAUGAAGAAUUCUACAUUGAGGAAGAUGAUCGAAAUGGUGCAGCAAAAGAUAGACAGAUGCUCAAAUACCUUUUUGAGGAGAUGGGCUAUCUCGUGACUGUGUGGGUCAACUUGGACAAGGAAGAUACCAAGUUGGCUCUAAAAUCAUUUCGUAACAGUAAGGAGCUGGGGAAGGUAGACUGUGCAGUGGUGUGUGUGCUGAGCCACGGCACGAACACCGACACCUUCAUCACAUACUACGGCGAAGAGAUGACAGUGGGCGAGGUAUACGAUUUCUUCACGGAUGAGCAGUGCCCCAGCCUGAGAGGGAAACCCAAGCUGUUCCUCUUCAACUUUUGUCGAGGAAAAUGCAUUGAGACUGGAUGUGCCCUGGAUCAAGAAAAGUCGGUGGACCAAGAUGCUAUAGAGAUAGAGCAAAAGAGGACAGUCGUGCCAAACAAAAAGGAUGUCUUGAAGGAUCGCAUUUCUCUGUUUGCAUCCGUGGAGGGCGUGCGGGCUCUUCGGGACACAAAUGGGACUUUCUUCGUCCAGGCUAUCGUGAGGGCAUUCGCCAGCCUUGCCCACAGCCUCGACGUGGAGGAAUUAGCCAAGAAGGUGAACGAGCACAUUAUACCAAGGCUACAAGGAACCACGACAGAAACUCACAGCGUACUGAGGAAGAGGUUUUUCCUGAACCCAACACAGCUGCUAAGCCAGUAGACCGUGGACUGAGGUUACGCUGUGCCUUUACUGAGUGAUUAGUUUUGGUUCUAAUGCUUAAGCUGUUUUCCUUUACACAAUGUUUCUGAAGCUUUCCAGAGCGUGGGCAAUAUGAUAAAUAUUUUAUUCUUUAUGAAUAAUAAAUCAUUCUUCUUCUU